Molecule: messenger RNA, 4218 nt
Organism: Salvelinus namaycush (lake trout)
Lineage: Eukaryota; Metazoa; Chordata; Actinopteri; Salmoniformes; Salmonidae
Product: E3 ubiquitin-protein ligase RNF19B-like
Exons: 9
Coding region: 940-3156 (738 amino acids)
Biological process (GO): protein polyubiquitination; ubiquitin-dependent protein catabolic process; positive regulation of proteasomal ubiquitin-dependent protein catabolic process
Cellular component (GO): cytoplasm; ubiquitin ligase complex
Molecular function (GO): ubiquitin conjugating enzyme binding; zinc ion binding; ubiquitin protein ligase activity
Source: RefSeq, a predicted model, not a curated record
UUUCCUCCGUCAGAAAGCAAAGAAGCAAACUGCGAAGAUUAUUCUGUUGCGCUCCAAAUAGGGGACGGAGUCCCAGCUGUAUUUUAUAUUCAGUCUAUACGCCUAUAUAUAUAUAUAUAUAUAUAUAGUCCAUUGAUAUUUUAGGAAUGGUGUCAGGUCCUGUAUUGGAGGCUGAGAUGAAAUAGCCUAGACAUAACGAGGACUUCAACACGCCCAAAGCAAUCGAUCACUGCGCAUCGCCACUCACGGGAGAAGACUCACAACGGGUACCAGAAAACGGUCUCACCACCCCGAGACGGUUGAUUGAGAGCGUGAGAGGCACACACAGAAGAGAAGAGGAGAAGAAAAAGAGAGACUACAGAAGAAAAUCGGACCGGAGCAACCACCAAGAAGGAUUUAAGACAUUUUGAAUAACCCCCAAGAAGUUGUUCUAUACAUUUUAUAACGUUCCUCUAUAUUUUUUUCCUCCUCGUUUGAAUUGAGAACCAUUUACUAAGGAGUGACAGUGACGUUUCCUGUUGUAUUCAUUCUCCUCUUUGUGGUUUACAGUAACAGUUUACUGUAAUUUUGGACCCCUAUGUCGGUUUGGACGAAAGCACACCUGUGACUUUUCUCUUAUUCUUGAUUUGGAGCAACUGAGUGUGAGAGGUGUGAAAGCCAGUGGGAGGGAAGGGGAAUUUUGGCUAUUUGUUUCUCUUUCUCUUUCGUCUUCUCGCCUAUCGUUCCAUUUGUGGGUUUAAGAAGAAGAGAACAAGGGUUUCCAACUGGGUAUCAGUGACAUUCCGUUCUGGUUUCACCCGAGGACAAGUACUCCCGUGUGUGAGUGUGAAUUGGAGUGUGUUUGUGUUAGUGUGUAUGAGGCAAGCUUCCUCACGGUGAUAUAAGACUAUAUUAAGAGCGGAAAAGGAAAGGAGCUGCUGUGUGUCACUUUCUGGGAAAAUGGGAUCGGAAAAGGACUCGGAAUCCCCCCACUCCUCGGUGAGCGGCAUUCCCAACCCCAAAUGCCGGGCACCGGGAAAACGCCAAGGACGCAUCUCCUUCCACAGCCUCUUCCACAGCAAACGGGGUUCCCGGAGCGCCAAAGCAGGAGCAGCCACCCCUUUAUCCCAGCUCCACAACCAACAGCAUCAACAACAGCAACUCGCCCCCCUUGUUCCCCCCGUAGUCUCUUCCACCCCCACCUCCACACCCGACCCAGCCCCUACCAACACCGCCACGGACGUUCCCCAGUGCCCAGCCACCGCUCAGACCUCCACCCCAGCAGAGCCCCUCUCUUCCAGCCGGACCUCCCUGGGUCCCCCCCAGUCCUCCAGCUCCACCACCUCCAGCGCCUCUCCUCCAGCAGACUUCCUGGAGUGCCCCCUGUGCCUGGUGCCCCAGCCCCCCGAACAGCUCCCCGAGUUGCUGGGCUGCAGCCACCGCUCCUGCCUGUGCUGCCUGCGCCAGUACCUGCGCAUCGAGAUCACCGAGAGCCGCGUCCACCUCAGCUGCCCCGAGUGCUCGGAGCGCCUGGCGCCUCAUCAGGUGGCGGACAUCUUGGGCGACGCAGCCCUGCUGGAGAAGUAUGAGGAGUUCCUUCUGCGACGCUGCCUGGCCUCCGACCCGGACUGCCGCUGGUGUCCCGCGCCCGACUGCGGGUUUGCAGUGAUCGCUUCGGGCUGUGCCAGCUGCCCCAGGCUGGUGUGUCGUAGAGAGGGCUGCUUGGCUGAGUUUUGUUACCACUGCAAGCAGGCGUGGCACCCCAACCAGACCUGUGACUCGGCCCGCCAGCAAAGGGCAUUCUUCCUGCACACGCAUAGCAACCACUCACCCAGCUACAUGCAGGAGCACGGGCCUGCUGAUGACAUCAAGCCCUGCCCACGAUGUGGCGCCUACAUAAUCAAGAUGAACGACGGCAGCUGUAACCACAUGACCUGUGCAGUGUGUGGUUGUGAGUUCUGCUGGCUCUGCAUGAAGGAGAUCUCUGACCUGCACUACCUCAGUCCAUCAGGGUGUACGUUCUGGGGAAAGAAGCCAUGGACUCGUAAGAAGAAGAUCCUGUGGCAGCUGGGCACACUGAUCGGAGCCCCGGUCGGCAUCACCCUCAUCGCUGGUAUCGCUGUGCCUGCCAUGGUCAUUGGCCUCCCCGUCUAUGUGGGGCGCAAGAUUCACGCCCAUUAUGACGGGAUGAAGACCAAUCGCCACAGGAGGAACCUGGCCAUCACAGGGGGAGUGGCCCUGUCAAUCAUCACAGCUCCUGUGAUUGCAGCCGUCAGCGUGGGUAUUGGUGUGCCCAUCAUGUUGGCGUAUGUCUAUGGAGUUGUGCCCAUAUCUCUGUGCCGUGGAGGAGGCUGUGGCGUAAGCCGAGGAAAGGGGCGUGGCAUGCGGAUCGACUUUGACGAGGACGAUGGUCCAAUCACAGUGGCUGAUGCGUGGCGGGCCCUCAAGUCCCCCAGCCUGGGUGAGAGCAGCCUGGAGGGGGCAGCCAGCGGCCUCAGCACAACCUCCCCCAGUGAUGGUCUCUCUGUGGCCCCCGGGGUCCUGGGGGACACCCCCCACUUUAACACUUUGGCCGGGGGCGCCCUUGGAGCCAGGACUGGCAAAUACAACAGGUUGGAGCUCCAGGGAGGGGAGCUGGGGAAGGACGGUGCCCACAGAGAGACAGGUAGUCUGGGAGCGGGUAGUGACUGUGCCAGCACCCGGGGCAUGGCAGGCUCCAUUAUCUCCUCCUACACACUACCUGACAGGGACUGUACUAACCUGGAGAUCCAGGUGGACAUCGAGACUAAACCCAGCCACCUCUGCUUGACCAGUGAGGAAGACCUAAACACGCCCCCUGCUGCUAUGGGAGCAUGCCCCGGCUCAGGGGGGGAGGAGCCUCAGGACUGCAGCUCCAGAAGGGGCGGGGCUCUGUUUGGCUCAGCACUAGGCCUGUCGCCAGGGGCGUCGCUCAGGGAGGGGCUUCGUGAUGUCACUUUGGCCCAGCCCGAGAGCAUCCGCAGCGACCUGGAGAUGUCCGAUACCCAAUCAGACGAUAUCGCCGAGCUGACGUCAGACGACUGUGAUUCGCCUCAUCUCAAAAGCUGCCGGCCCUCUCAACCCCAGGCCACCUGCAGACCCCUUGUCACCUCCGACAGCCUGCACUGUCCCCCGGAGAACGUCAUCCUCUAUGUUUAAGAGUCCGACUGACUUUGAGAGCUCUCAAAGAUUGCACAAAUCCAAAAUGUUUUUGUUUUAGCUUUUCUCCAUUGAUUGAUUGAGCGUUUCAGUAAUUUUUUUGCUGCUUUUUUUGUUUACAAAACAUCUGACCUGCAGACAACACAUAUCUACAUGUGUCUGUCUUUCUAUCAACAUGUCGAUCUCCUUGCAGAGAAUUGGCAGGGUUCUACCUCUCUGAGAUUUAAUACAACAAUUUUUGUUUACUUCUUGGUGCAAAAAUGCCUUGGCUACUUAAGCAAACUUUUUUUUUUUAACAAGACAUACAAAUUUGCCACAAGAAACACUGCAAAGAAAUAGGAAACAAGGUGAAAUGUCACCAAGCACACCAAUGAGUGAAGGGUUGUGGGGAAUAGGGUUUGUACUAUGGAAAGGGGAUGUUUUUAGGGAUGUGAGUGUGGCAUUUGUACUGGACUUUAUUGGCUUAAUUUCCUAUUUUUUUUUCUAUUUAUAAUUUAAUGAUCUUGAAUGAUCUUGAAAUUGAAUUAUUUGCUGUGUCCAUGAGUCUGCAUGAACUGCGUUUUGUAUGGGUGUAUAGGCCUACAAGCAUAAUACGUACCUAAUACACUGGUGGAGUUUACAGUAGUUUGUACAGAGACAUGACUUUUAGAUGCGAUCUGCACUUGAAUCUCACCUGCACAGAGAAGAAGAAAUUAGGGGUUAAUGAGAUCCGAUGCCGCGGAAAAUGGACAAGUACUUAACCAGCAGACAGUUCCACUUGAAUGACUGACUGCCUGCCUUAGACAGUGAUGAUGCACUCACUGACGAACACUGGCUUUCUGACAUGCUAGCUGUCUGACCCACUCGAAUGGUGUGUGUGUGUGUGUGUGUGUGAAUGAGAGAUUGAAAGUGUGUGCUACUCAAUCACAAAGACUAUAAAGACAAAGACACAAUAUACAUUUUCAGUAGAAAAUUAUAGUAGAAUGGAAGGACAUCUUGUGAUUGUAUUUGUUGGUCCCACUAUCGAGUGAAUUUAUGAAUGAGCACUUGUGCACUUUAUUUAAAUAUUCAUAUUUUUUGCUA